Carassius gibelio (silver crucian carp) is the source of this 1059-nucleotide messenger RNA. RefSeq names its product transient receptor potential cation channel subfamily M member 1-like. NCBI's taxonomy places the organism in Eukaryota, Metazoa, Chordata, Actinopteri, Cypriniformes, Cyprinidae. Gene Ontology annotation, molecular function: calcium channel activity. The transcript has 7 exons. The record is from RefSeq and is a predicted model, not a curated record. Bases 1 to 1056 code for a protein of 351 amino acids. Gene Ontology annotation, biological process: calcium ion transport into cytosol.
AUGGAUAACAGGGGCUUUGGAGGAAAAAAGGGCAAAGAGGGGUCUUUUAAGCGUGCAUCUAUUAAACGCACCCCCUCUGGUUCUCAGAAGUUUCAGAGGGCAUGGAUUGAAAGGACAUUUCUAAAAAGGGAGUGCAUUCACAUAUUCCCCAGCAGAGAGCCCAACAAGUGUUGUUGCGGUCAGCUGGUAAACCAACAUGUGGCUAUUCUUCCUGGUUCCACCAAUAAGAGCGCAGAGGAAGGCCAGGGGGUGCAGGCCGAGCCUCCACAAGAGAAAUGGUCGGUUGCUAAGCACACACAAGCCACGCCCACUGACGCAUACGGCAUCAUUGAAUUCCAGGGAGGAGGUCAUGUCAACAAGGCCAUGUAUAUCCGUGUGUCCUGUGAUACCAAGCCCGACAACCUUCUGCAUCUGAUGGUGAAAGACUGGCAGCUGGAGCUGCCCACCCUGCUGAUCUCUGUGCAUGGAGGCCUGCAGAACUUCGAGUUGCAGCCCAAACUCAAGCAAGUGUUUGGAAAGGGCCUAAUAAAAGCAGCAGUUACCACUGGGGCCUGGAUCUUCACUGGGGGAGUUAGUACAGGAGUGAUUCGGCAUGUGGGAGAUGCGCUAAAAGACCACUCUUCCAAGUCCCGUGGGAAAGUGUGCGCCAUCGGAAUUGCACCAUGGGGUAUUGUGGAAAAUAAAGAGGAUCUGAUUGGAAGAGAUGUGACACGGCCCUACCAAACCAUGUCCAACCCUCUCAGCAAACUUUCUGUGCUUAACAACAGCCAUUCCCACUUCAUUCUGGCUGACAACGGCACUCACGGAAAGUAUGGUGCGGAGGUCCGACUGCGCAGGCAGCUGGAGAAACACAUCUCUCUGCAGAAGAUCAACACCCGUCUGGGUCAUGGGGUUCCUUUGGUGUGUCUGAUUCUUGAAGGAGGGCCGAAUGUAAUCUCCAUUGUGUUGGAGAGUCUGCGUGAGGAACCUCCUGUACCUGUGGUUGUGUGCGACGGCAGCGGCCGAGCAUCGGAUAUCAUUUCAUUCGCUCACAAGUAUUCGGAGGAGGAUGGGUGAGGA